Closterium sp. NIES-65 is the source of this 885-nucleotide messenger RNA. NCBI's taxonomy places the organism in Eukaryota, Viridiplantae, Streptophyta, Zygnematophyceae, Desmidiales, Closteriaceae. The record is from the annotation of a GenBank genome assembly.
AUGAUGUUGCUUUAUCCCUGUUUGCCCCACACACAGUGGUGUGACAAGCUGGAGGCUGGCAAGGCGCAGGGGGAGGGGGAGGGGGAGGCACGGACUGGGGAAGGUGCAUCUGCAGGGAAGGCGAAGGGGGGUUCGUCCAUCGAUGCGCUGCUGGCGAAUGAAGUGGCAGCACUCAAGAAACAGGUGCGUGCGUGUGGAGAGGGGGUUGAGGAAACAGGUGUGUGUGUUUUGCAGCGGCUCACAGGUGCCCCUGUUUUGAGACGUCUCAGGCUACCAGGUGCCCCUGUUUUGAGACGUCUCAGGCUACCAGGUGCCCCUGUUUUGUUCCCCUUGUGCAUCCUCGCCUCCUUGUUCCCUCCUUUCUCUUCUCCCUCCCUUCCUUGUGCAUGCCCCUCAGCCUCGGUUCAUGAGUGUGUAGUCUGGGUGCAAGGCGCUGCUGUUCGCAUAAAUGCCCAGCACAAACACCCAUCACUUCCCUCUCUCGCAAUCCUCUUUUCCCUCCCUCUUCCUCCCCUUGCCCCUCGUCUUGUCCCUCCCCUUGUCCUGAACGCUCUCACCUGGCGCUGCUGUUUGGACUCUUGCUGGCUGCAAGACGCCGCUGUUUGCGAGAAUGCUAAGUGGAAACCCUUAUCGCUCCUCCUCUCUCUCCCAUCGUCUUUCUCCCUCCCCUUGCCCCUACCGUUUGCCCUCCCCUCGCCCCUCCUGUUCGCCCGCCCCUUGACAUCCCUCAGCCUCGUGGGUGUGGGGCAGUGGGUGUGGGGCAGUGGGUGUGGGGCAGUGGGUGUGGGGCAGUGGGUGUGGGGCAGUGGGUGUGGGGCAGUGGGUGUGAGGCAGUGGGUGUGGGGCAGUGGGUGUGGGGCAGUGGGUGUGGGGCAGUGGGAGUGA